UUGACAUUGUUUCUUUUAGUGGAAAAAGCAGCAUUUACAAUUGUAUCUCUGCUUGGUCUUUGGGAAUAGCUGGUGGCAAGCCGGAGUGUUGAACUGUGCCUGCAUCUAGCCGUUCACUGCCUGACUACCUUACGCAGCGCAAUCAGGGGAAGAGAAACACUCUGAUUAUGGCACCUUCAGGAAGAAAACAUCCUGGGAAAUCUGGUAAACCAGUUCAGGAAGAUCAAGCUAUACAUACCUAUGACUUCCAGGAAGAAAAGAAAGAUCUGAGUGGAUCAGAGGAAGACAGGGAAGGCGAGACUCCAGUAAUUGAUAAACAUGGGAAAAAAAGACCUUCAGUGAUGCCUCACAAUGUGACUGAAGAUGAUGUGGGGGGUGAAGUACAGAAUAUGUUGGAACGGUUUGGAGCUGAUAUUAACAAGGCUCUCCAGGCUAAAAAGAAGAGACUAGAAAUGUAUACUAAGGCUUCUCUCAAAACCAGCAACCAGAAAAUUGAACAUGUUUGGAAAACACAGCAGGAACAAAGACAGAAGCUGAACCAUGAGUAUUCUCAGCAGUUCCUGACUUUAUUUCAGCAAUGGGAUGUGGAUAUGCAGAAAGGAGAGGAACAGGAAGAAAAACUAGCGAAUAUGUUCCGUCAGCAACAAAAGGUUUUCCAACAGGCGAGAAUAGUUCAGAAUCAGAGACUGAAAACAAUUAAACAGCUGUACGAUCAGUUCUUGAAGAGCAUGGAAGAUAUGGAAAAGAAUAAUGAAAAUCUUCUAGCUGGUGCACAAAGUGAACUUCGCAAGGAAAUGGCUAUGUUGCAAAAGAAAAUUAUGAUGGACACUGUAAGUAUUGGCAUUGAUUUUUUGGGGGGAGGGAGGAAAUCAGUCCAAAAAAAUGAAAGGAGAAAAAUAAUUUAAGAUUCUCUUAAUUAGCUCAGUAGGCCUGACAAAAGUGGUAUUUUUCCCUAAUUGUUUUGUUAUCUGUGUUCAAUUUUAUCUCCU
Molecule: messenger RNA, 989 nt
Organism: Gavialis gangeticus (Gharial)
Lineage: Eukaryota; Metazoa; Chordata; Crocodylia; Gavialidae
Gene: SYCP3
Product: synaptonemal complex protein 3
Exons: 8
Coding region: 168-905 (245 amino acids)
Biological process (GO): meiotic cell cycle; spermatid development
Cellular component (GO): synaptonemal complex
Source: RefSeq, a predicted model, not a curated record